CCCGUCUGUCCAUGCCCCUACCGCUUCGUUGGACCCCGUAGGCCGGCUCUGCAAACGCCGGAGAAUCGGCUGCCCGGCGAUUGGAGUUCUAUUCUAAAAGGAGAGAUGAUGAGCUCAUCCUCAGCCAAUGGGAGAUCACCGCGGACAGCCACAACCGUGCAAGUUGCAGCCUACACCCGACUCCUCGGUCGUUGCAGCCUUCACCGAGCCGAGAUGGACACGGACUCGGAAGGCCCUGUCUGCCUCACCUCCGCUCUUACUAGCCUCUCGGGGCCAUCAGCUCUUCAAGGACGUGGAUGGUAACAGUCCCUUGAGAAUGGCCACUUCUUAAGCAGAGUGUCUUUAGGACACUUUUUUGGAAAUGGAUUCAGAGUCCUGUACCCGAGCUUUCUCCCAGGCCCGGGUAUAUCUUGAACAAAUUCGAAGCCGGGUUACACCAGGAAGUAUUGAGAUACAUGGUCCUGGGAAGCACGACUACCUGGUGGAUGCAGCUAAGCAGAUCCGCCUGGCUCUAGAGCGGGAUGUAAGCGAAGACUACGAAGAAGCCUUUAACCACUACAAGAAUGGUGUGGAUGUGCUGCUCAGCGGGGUGCAAGUGGAUCCAAACAAGGAGCGCCGUGAAGCUGUGAAGCGGAAGAUCACCAAAUAUUUAAAACGGGCAGAGGAGAUUUUCAACUGCCACCUACAACGGAAUCUGGGGAAUGGCAAUUCCACUGAAACGGGUUACAGCAGUCUUCGCUUUCGUCCUAUAAGGACACUCAGCACACCAGUGGAGAACCUUAAGCGCUGUAAAGUAGUGGGAAUAAUUGAUAAGGUGCAAAUAGUGCAGGAUCCUGCUACUGGCGGCACCUUCAUAUUGAAGAGCAUCCCCAAAUCCCAUGUGGAGACCCGAGAAAGACAGACUAUCAUCCCACAUGGAAUCCCCUUUAUGACCGAAUUAUUGUGCUAUUCUGUAAGUAAGGACUCCAUCUUCCUCCACUUGGAACAUGUGAAAGGAGGAAACCUCUGGUUAUAUCUUCAUUCGCAGUAUGGUUCUGCUUCUGUCCGCUCUCCCUUGUUGAGUCCCAAGCUCACUUUGGAUUUUGGGUAUAACGAGGAGGAGCACAUAGGAAAGCUUCAAGAAACUGGUUCUCAGCAGAGCUGCAAUAUCUAUCCUGAAAACAAUAAUGACCCAAUUCCUAUAUUUGUAAAUCGUCCCCUGUUGAAAAAAAUGGAUUAUCUGUUGUCUACGAAGCAGACAUCCAAUUACCUUUCUGCUAGAACCUUGAGUGACCACAGGUGGUAUAAUGAAAAGGCAGGUGGACCAUGGAAGAAGAAUCUAAGCACAACACACCCCCUUCCUGGUGCUACAGAAUCUACAUUCAAAACAGUACCUCAGGAACAUAACCACUCAAUCAGCCAGAGACUGACUUUUAGGUCCUGUGAUUCCUUUACGACAAUUGAUGGCAUCAGAAGUAUAACUGAGAAAGAGGCUCCUCAGCCAGAACCAAAACUGCAAACAGAUGUUAGUUGCUCUGCCUUGGAAGCAACGAGAGGUUACAACAUAUCAAAGACAGAAACUCCAUGGCAAAAACAGUUGUAUCCUGGAACUCUUGAGGAGGACCAUGGGGAAAAGAUAGAAAUGAGAGAAGAAGAGACGUUUGUGCAGAGAGCACUGAUCCUUGAUCACAAACAUCUCAAAACCCAAUCAACAGUAGGGUGGCAUGGCUCUUCAGUGGAACCAGUUGUCCAAAACCAUAACCCAGUCAGCUGGAACAUAAAUGAGGAGCAGAUCCAAGUUUGGGCAGCAGAAUUGAUUUUGGCUCUGGAGGGUCUCCACCAACAGGGAAUCCUGUGCCAGGAUCUCAACCCACGAAAUCUGCUAUUAGAUGAUACUGGUCACCUCCGUCUCACGUACUUUGGCCAGUGGAGUGAGGUUGAGCCGCAGUGUAGCAGCCAAGCAGUAGAUGAUUUGUAUUGUGCUCCAGAGGUGGGUGGAAUUUCUGAACUGACAGAAGCCUGUGAUUGGUGGAGUUUUGGGGCACUGCUUUACGAGUUAUUGAAUGGAGUGUCUUUAUCGCAGAACCACCCCUCAGGGAUUCAUCCGCACACCCAGAUCCAUCUUCCAGAAAAGCUCAGCCGGUCUGCUUCGUCGCUGCUUUCAGAGCUGCUGCAGUACGAUCCUAAGCAACGCUUGGGCUCUGGUGAAAAUGGUGCAAGCAGGAUUAAGUCUCACAUUUUUUUCAGUUCGAUCCAGUGGAAUAAGAUGGUUGCAAACUAAGUUCUAAAUGCAAGGGAUGGUGGUAGAACUAUUCUUGGUAGAAAACCAAUUUGAGCAGCUUAUCUGUUGAAUUGUGCUCCAGACAGAUGAGCCCCAUCCUUUCAAAAGCACUUGUUCCUGUAUGAUGCACUGAGCCUUAUGAACCUGAGACACGUGGGCACUGCCGUUACUUGAGGAAGAAUCUACAGAACUGGGCUGUGGCCUGUGUGCUCAGACUUCUGCUCCUGUUCUGCUUCCUAACUGUGUGCCACCAGCAGCUUCACAAAAAUCCUAGCCAUCCUGAGUUCCCUGUAAGGCAGUGAUGACCAACAUGGAGCCCUAAAGAUGUCCAAUGGUAACACAAUAGGAGUUGAAGUCAAACACCGUGCCCUUGCUGCAAGUUCUGGCACUUAAAGAUCAAAUCUGGUGUGCCUUCACAACAGUGUUAAGUCGGGCCUUAUUUGCUUGCCCUACUUGAUAUUUUGCAAACCAAAUAUGACCAGGAGGAGAUAGAUUUACAUUGUAUUAGUUUGUUCUCAUAUCUCAUGUUUAUCUCGGCUUUCCAGUUGGUUCUCUAACCUUUCCUUGUAUGUAUUUGCCCUAUAAAAUUCUCACAUUUGUCACCCCAUUAUUUUUUAUUUGAAGCACAUUACAACUUUUGCAGGUUGGUGGUGCAUUUCUGUAAAUGUACCACUAGAUGGACAUUUUCAGUAACCUUUAUGUACCACAGCUUGCAUGUCCCCUUCAGAAGAUAACUUCUUUGUAGAACUGAGACCUUUUACCUAGCAAGGAAGUGAGCAAAAUACCACCCUUUAGACUCCUAUCUGUGGAUCAUCCACUGUCUUGUUUCUAACUACUGUAACAUCAAUAAAACAACUGGAGCACAAGGACUUUUGUGAAUCUCUAGAAAUGUUGCCAUCUGCCACAAACAAGGUUUUCAAGCAAAGGCCUAGAUUGGACAGUACCAGAAGAGCCACACUAACGCUACAGGUCUAGCAGUGCUCUUUGUCCAGAGAAUGGCUGGCUGGCUAGAAAUGGCACAUGUAUUAAGGUGGGACCCAGCUGCAGA
Messenger RNA from Candoia aspera, 3308 nucleotides. RefSeq names its product ribosomal protein S6 kinase like 1 (gene RPS6KL1). NCBI's taxonomy places the organism in Eukaryota, Metazoa, Chordata, Lepidosauria, Squamata, Candoiidae. Bases 362 to 2260 code for a protein of 632 amino acids. Gene Ontology annotation, biological process: protein phosphorylation. Gene Ontology annotation, molecular function: protein kinase activity; ATP binding. The record is from RefSeq and is a predicted model, not a curated record. The transcript has 11 exons.